AUGACACAACGACUGACACAUCGGAAACAGUUUCGCAACAAUCAACAACAGAAAUUCAAAAAGCUACUACCACUACCUCAACUGAGAGUUCCACGGAAUCCUCAACCACCACUACCUCAACUGGCAGUUCCACCGAAUCCUCAACCACUACCUCAACGGAGAGUUCCACAGAAUCCUCAACCAUCACUACCUCAACUGGCAGUUCCACAGAAUCCUCAACCACCACUACCUCAACUGGCAGUUCCACCGAAUCCUCAACCACUACCUCAACUGGCAGUUCCACAGAAUCCUCAACCACCACUACCUCAACUGGCAGUUCCACAGAAUCCUCAACCACUACCUCAACGGAGAGUUCCACAGAAUCCUCAACCACCACUACCUCAACGGAGAGUUCCACAGAAUCCUCAACCAUCACUACCUCAACUGGCAGUUCCACCGAAUCCUCAACCACCACCACCACGUCAACCGGCAGUUCCACCGAAUCCUCAACCACCACUACCUCAACGGAGAGUUCCACCGAAUCCUCAACGACCACUACCUCAACUGGCAGUUCCACCGAAUCCUCAACCACCACUACCUCAACGGAGAGUUCCACCGAAUCCUCAACGACCACUACCUCAACUGGCAGUUCCACAGAAUCCUCAACCACUACUACCUCAACCGAGAGUUCCACUCAAUCUUCGACCACGACUACGACUUCUACCACCACCAUUAAUAUAUUGCUUUUCACCCAUCAUCACACUGAUUCCAAGUACUUCUUCACUCUCGUUGCCAUUACAGUAUCGGCGAAGUCAAGACUUUUCCAUUAGUUCAUCUCUACAACUGAAUUGUAGUCUGUCACUUUCAACGACUAUAAAAUGGAUCAUCACCAACUGCACUUCAACCUGCUCUUCUUCUCCCAUUCAACUGCCACAAACACUUAUCACGACUUCAAGUGAACUAUUUAUUCCUGGCAAAACACUCGUUUAUGGAACUUAUCAGUUCACACUCAGUGUUACUAUGGCUGCUUCUUCUCAUCUCUCAUCAUCGGCGUCUGCAUACGUCAAAAUUGUUCCGUCCAGCAUCACACCAAACCUCAUUCAAUUCGGCACUUCAAUGAUCACACGAGGAUACCAACAACAGCUCACUCUUGAUCCUGGAUUGUUUUCAGCCGAUCCGGAUGCGCUGACGUUCAAUGCUACCAAUUGGAAAUACAAAUAUUUUUGUCGAAUCUACAAUAAAUACAACUUUCCAAACAUUGGUGGAAAUCUUCUCACUAUCGACGAUCCACAAGUCGAUACUGUCAAUCCAUCAUGCGUAUCGCAACGAUCAGGUAGCACAUCAAAACUAAACUACACUGGGCCUACGUCUUCACGCAUGUCUGCACUAACCCUUCUCCCCAGUGCGCUCACAUCCAAUCAAACAUAUCAGUUCAUGGUUCAACUCAAAAAUCGUCUCAAUUCAUCUAGACAAGCAACAGGUUAUCUCCUUGUGCAAACUGAAGACAGCCAGCCCGAACUGAUUGCCAUUUCGUGA
Messenger RNA from Adineta ricciae, 1515 nucleotides. Lineage: Eukaryota; Metazoa; Rotifera; Eurotatoria; Adinetida; Adinetidae. The record is from the annotation of a GenBank genome assembly.